UCCUUCCUUUCUUGUUUCCUGCCUUUUUUUUUCGUUAUCCUUUAUUGAUUGAUUCUUGAUUGCAUUUGUGAGUCCGCUUAGCUCUCGUAUUCAUUCUACAGCUGCUUGGUUAAUCUUUUCGAGGUCCCUCUGUUUUUAUUUUUUAUCUUGAUGCCGAAGCGAAGGGUUCUUGAUUUUGGUUAGCAGAGUAGAGUUACAGCCAGCCGCCAGGCAGGGUUUAGCUCCUUUUGACUUUUUGUGUAGCCCCCUUCCCCUUUUAAGUUCGAUCCUAGCAUCGGCAAGUGUGUUUGCUGUAUUCUUUUUUACCAGAAAAAGUGUGGGUGAUGUUGAAAUGCGAUGGAAAGCGAGGUCCCGUUCUCGUACAGACAAUCUUUGGAGGCGUGAUCGAUGGCUCCCGAUGUUUUUCCUUCAGCAUUCUUUGAGAUUUUGGAGAAACGCCAUGGAAGGAAGUAUUGUUCGUCUAUGCAUUCCAUACUUAGCUAGAACAAGUGGUUGAAUUUUGGCUACCCAAUACCAAUUCCUGGUGCCGCUUUUUUGGACCUUUUGUUUCUGCUUUUCUCUUUCAUAAGAAAGUACAUGAUGCCUUUGCCCAACUUCGUUUUCACUGCCGACUACCAAAAUCGUAGUGUAGGUCCUACCUUAUUCUCCGAGAUGAGACAAUCAUUACAAGCAGUGGCCAUGUGGAUUUAUGCCAAAUCCUGUGUUUAAAGAGAGAAUUUGUGCCAUCCUUCACCUUCAAGGCCCUGAUUUCUUGAAUUGUCAAGUCGACAUUGCCUUUAGACAGCCUGAGCCUGGGCUUUUGCCGAUUCCUCUUACCUGUUUAUUUCUAUAUCAGAAUAUCAGAUGCGCCAUUCAAAUGGAUCGUAUUCUUCGUACAGCUGAUUGGUGGUGUCUGCCUAUUCUGUCAUCUUUCAGAGACACUAAAUUCAGGCUGCUUUGUUUGCGUGGCUCUCCUUGCAAUCUUUCAGAAUCUAUUCCUGAAGAAUACCAAGCUGCUCCACAACUAGCUGCUUGUUCACAUAUGUGCUCUUGACCAUAGAUCGCCCCAUCCAUUAUGAGUCUAUGAAUUGGUAGCACAUUGACAGGUUAUUAGACUCGAAGAUCAUGUUCUCUGACUUGGUGCCUCUCGGUUUUAAGGUCGCAGCUUGUCCUACCUGGUGUAGCUUAGCAACCUGUUCAGCAAAAUGAGGCCUUCAGAUGACAGGGCGCAGCUCUCAGGCUUUGAACAAUCAGAAGAAUCAACACUUGAUGUGGAGGGGCAUUGCUACCACCAACAGUCAUUCCCUUGUUCUCCAUCAAUGCAACCAAUUGCUUCUGGGUGCACACACACAGAGAAUAGUGCGGCAUACUUCUUAUGGCCGACAUCAAACCUACAGCAUUGUGCGGCUGAGGGGCGCGCAAACUACUUUGGCAACCUUUCAAAAGGACUCCUUCCCAAGUCUGGCAAGUUGCCAAAGGGCCAGCAAGCAAAUAGCUUGCUUGACUUGAUGACUAUAAGAGCUUUCCAUAGCAAGAUAUUACGCUGUUUUAGCCUUGGGACGGCAGUGGGAUUUCGCAUCAGGAAAGGGGUUCUGACAGAUAUCCCUGCUAUUCUUGUCUUUGUUGCUCGCAAGGUUCACAAGAAAUGGCUUAAUCCGACCCAAUGCCUUCCUGCAAUCGUUGAGGGUCCAGGAGGUGUUUGGUGUGAUGUUGAUGUUGUUGAAUUCUCGUACUAUGGCGCACCAGCUCAAACUCCAAAAGAGCAAAUGUUCACUGAGCUUGUUGAUAAGUUGUGUGGCAGUGAUGAAUGUAUCGGUUCAGGAUCUCAGGUUGCAAGCCAGGACACUUUUGGAACUUUGGGUGCCAUUGUAAAACGGCGAACUGGCAACAAGCAGAUAGGUUUCCUAACCAACCGGCAUGUUGCGGUUGACUUGGACUACCCAAACCAGAAGAUGUAUCACCCACUGCCACCCAACCUUGGGCCUGGUGUUUAUCUUGGAGCUGUUGAAAGGGCAACAUCUUUCAUCACAGAUGAUGUUUGGUAUGGAAUUUAUGCUGGAACAAACCCAGAGACAUUUGUACGGGCUGACGGGGCAUUCAUCCCAUUUGCUCAUGACUUUGACAUCAAGACUGUCACAACUACAGUUAGGGGUGUUGGUGACAUUGGGGAUGUUAAAGUUAUAGAUCUGCAGUGCCCGCUUAAUAGCCUCAUAGGUAGGCAAGUAUGCAAAAUUGGCAGAAGUUCUGGUCACACAACUGGAACUGUGAUGGCUUAUUCCCUUGAAUACAAUGAUGAGAAAGGAAUAAGCUUCUUCACUGACCUCCUUGUUGUCGGUGAGAAUCGCCAAACAUUUGAUUUGGAAGGUGAUAGUGGAAGCCUUAUUAUCCUGACCGGCCAGGAUGAUGAGAAGCCACGUCCUAUUGGGAUAAUAUGGGGUGGCACAGCAAACCGUGGGAGGCUAAAGCUUACAUGUGACCAUGGCCCUGAAAAUUGGACCAGCGGAGUUGAUCUUGGCCGCCUUCUGGACCGUCUUGAACUUGAUCUUAUCAUAACCAAUGAAUCACUCCAAGAUGCCGUGCAGCAGCAAAGGCUUGCGAUGGUGGCUGCAGCUAACUCUGUCGUUGGGGAGUCUUCCAUAGUAGCCCCUCCCGUCCCAGAAGAAAAGGUUGAGGAGAUGUUCGAGCCUCUGGGGAUCAAAAUUGAGCAGCUGCCUCGACAAGAAGUUCCGGCCACUGGAACUGAAGGGGAGGAUGCAGCUGUGACCGACGUGGAGGAGCACCAGUUCAUCUCAAACUUCGUCGGUAUGUCCCCUGUGCGCCAAGACCAGGACGCUCCGAGGCAAAUCGCCAACCUGAACAACCCAUCAGAGGAAGAACUGGCCAUGUCGCUGCACCUAGGUGACCGGGAGCCCAAGCGGCUGCGCACCGACACAGAAGCCGACCUUGACCUGGAGAAGUGAGGUGCUCAGUUCAGCGUCGCUACAUUCAGAAAUCAGAUCUAGUCCGAAGAUCUCCUGCGGUUCAGCAAAUUGAACCUGCAGCGUUAGCUUAAACCAGCAUGCUCAUGGCAAAUGCAUUAAGGUGUACCAUGGUGAAACUUGAUUCAGCACUUGUAGGAUUUUAGGUGGUAUCUCUGCAGUUUUGCUGUGCUCAUGAGACUUGAUUUACACAAAUGCUGAAUCCCCUAUCAUGUUAAAACAAUGUAGGGAGCGAUGAAGUGAUAUCUUCAGCACUGUUUUCCUAUCAUUA
Messenger RNA from Panicum virgatum (switchgrass), 3228 nucleotides. RefSeq names its product protein NARROW LEAF 1. The record is from RefSeq and is a predicted model, not a curated record. The transcript has 6 exons. Lineage: Eukaryota; Viridiplantae; Streptophyta; Magnoliopsida; Poales; Poaceae. The coding region runs from base 1185 to 2939 and encodes 584 amino acids.